UCUCCGCCCCCAUUAUACUUCCCAUCAUCAGCCAUGGAGUCCAGCGAGUUGUACCAUGUUAAACAGCAGUUUUUCUUGGGCGCAUACAAAACGCUCAUCGACUUGACCUUGCCGGACCCAAAUUCCCCGGACUAUGUCCUCACCCUCCUCUACCAAGCUCGCGCGCACAUCGCGUCUGAUGAUCCCAACUCCGCAUUGGCGCUUAUCCCUGAAGACAACGAGAAUGUCGCGGUGAAGGCAGUCGGCGCGCUCGCGAAGUACGUGGCAGCUACCACGGACGAAGACAAGGACGCCGCGCUCGAGUCGCUACGCGACUUGCUGGUUGAGAUCGAGGGGGAUGACGCAGAGGGGAGCGAGAAGGACAAGGCGCUUGUACGCGUGCUCGCCGGUACCGCCUUCGCGCGCGCAGGCGAGAUCGAGGAGGCACUCGACGCGCUGGGUUCGCAAACGGAGGAUCUCGAAGCCGUCGCCGUCCUCGUCCACAUCUACCUCUCCAUCAACCGCCCCGACCUCGCCAAACGCGAAUUCGAGCGCGCCAAGCACUGGGCCGAGGACGAUCUCCUCCUGCAGCUUAUUGAGUGCAACAUCGGGCUCGUCACCGGCAAGGACGCGUACGCGAACCCGCAGUCCUUCUACACUGAGCAGCUCGGGAACCCCUCACUCUCCUCCCCGCACAUCCUCACCGCGCGCGGCGUCGCGCGCAUCCUGCGCAACGAGUUCCAGGCGGCGCGCUCGGAUAUUGAAGAGGCGAUGCAGCAGAAUGCUGGGGAUGCAGAGGCGUUGGCGGCGUAUACCGUGGCAGCGAGCCUGGCGCCGCAGCAGAAGGGCGAGGCUGACGAGCUGUUCGCACGACUACAAGCCGAGCACCCCAACCACCCUCUUGUUGCCGACCUCGCUGCCAAGUCGUCCAUCUUCGACGAAUUUGCGGCAAAGUUCGAUGUCCCUCCUGUCGCAGCAGCUGCGUAGUCUCUCCGACCUCACACUGCAGCUUUUGUAUCUCCGAUGUCUUCGCCUUUGUUCUGGAAAAUGACACUUGUGCUGUUCUGGGGAAU
This is a messenger RNA of Schizophyllum commune H4-8, 1052 nucleotides long. RefSeq lists its product as uncharacterized. The record is from RefSeq and is a predicted model, not a curated record. Gene Ontology annotation, cellular component: COPI vesicle coat. Gene Ontology annotation, biological process: retrograde vesicle-mediated transport, Golgi to endoplasmic reticulum; intra-Golgi vesicle-mediated transport; endoplasmic reticulum to Golgi vesicle-mediated transport. Gene Ontology annotation, molecular function: protein binding; structural molecule activity. NCBI's taxonomy places the organism in Eukaryota, Fungi, Basidiomycota, Agaricomycetes, Agaricales, Schizophyllaceae. Bases 34 to 966 code for a protein of 310 amino acids. The transcript has 4 exons.